Molecule: messenger RNA, 1104 nt
Organism: Aureobasidium vineae
Lineage: Eukaryota; Fungi; Ascomycota; Dothideomycetes; Dothideales; Saccotheciaceae
Source: the annotation of a GenBank genome assembly
AUGCUCACUCAAAUCUUGACAUAUCACCAAGUGACUCCGGGAUACCUCGACUUUCUCCAUGCUUUUGGCGCACAAGGAAAUCCCCGGGGGCAAUAUUUCGCUGGCUUCUGCCAUCAGACCAUGAUCGAAGAUAACUUACAAGCUCCAAAGAUGGUUGGCCGCAGCUGGCGACAGUAUCAAAUGUGUUAUAACCUUAGAGGAGUGGCUCCCACAAAGGGGCGGGAUGGCAAGAUAACCGAGUGGUCCGUCCGACAAGCUGCGAUCCAUCAUCAAUUCGAUGUUGUUCAUGGCACUGCAGUGUGGAUUGUCACUAAAGGCCGAAAAGAUAUACUUGAGAGAUUUGACCAACUUACGAAACAAUCACCCGCACUAUCUUUCGAGAGUUCACAAGACUGCUUCAAAACAAGUCUAGAAGUACAUCGGAUGUUCUACCACUGGUCCACAGAGGAUUGGAGGCAAUAUAUUGACUGGUUGGAAGACGGACUCGAGUCAAAUACCUCCUUGGCUCUUUACGGCUCACAAGAAUCCACGACCUCGCGCCCAACAUACAGACCCAGAGAUCUACAAGAAAUUCAGAUAUGGAAAGAGAAGACAAGCCAAGCAACGAUGCUGUUGGAAUCAAAUGCUGAUGUCAUGACUGCGCUGCAAACAUACUAUGUCAAACUUCUGGCAAAUGAAGACUUUCCUUUGAAGUUUGAAUGCCAGAAAAGCAUACAGAGAUUUGCAGCGGAUGUGGAUGGCAACAUUGUCUGGAUCAAGAUGCAGGUCCGCCGACUCAAUCUGCUUGCUGAAGUCAUCGGCGACAGAAAAAAUCUGACAUUCUUCAGCACAGAUGUCGUCAAUUACCAGAACGACAACUCAACCGAAUCUGGAACUGGAACUAGUACAACGAGCUACUCCCAUCUCGCCAUGAUGAGAUGGCUACAGGUCACACUUCCUCUAACACUCGUGACGAUACUCGGUGCCUGGAUGGCAUUCAAGACUGCAACAAUAUCUCAGAAAGGUUCGGAGAUGAAGGACAGUCUUGUUGACCGCAAGAACAAGGUGGCGACGAGAUGGGAUCUUCGCAGAAAGCUGAGAGACCUGGAGAGAGGAAAGUCUUGA